Lineus longissimus is the source of this 3748-nucleotide messenger RNA. Its product is annotated as kanadaptin-like. Bases 76 to 2493 code for a protein of 805 amino acids. The record is from RefSeq and is a predicted model, not a curated record. The transcript is spliced from 12 exons. Lineage: Eukaryota; Metazoa; Nemertea; Pilidiophora; Heteronemertea; Lineidae. Gene Ontology annotation, molecular function: mRNA binding; protein binding.
GCCAAAACGUUUUCUUCUAGUUUUUCGACAUAAAACUCUGUUUUUUUACGUUCACUGUUGGUUAAAUUUUCAAUAAUGGAUCAACAACACGUUGCAACCAGUUUGGAAAAUAUUCCUGUGGACAAAGGUUUGAACAUUGAGGUAGCAUCGGAGAAUGUUGGCCCAAAAACUGAUGUUGAAAUUGAACCCCAUUCAGAAUCGGAUGCCAGAGGCUGUGCCGGCACAGGCACUGCCACUGCUGCUGCUGCUGGCUCCACAGCAGGCUUAGGUUCUGAAGAUGGCAUGAAAGGAGCCACACCUGGCAGUGUGGAUAUGGUUACUGAUCCUGUACAAGCCACUCCAGCCGUUGGCACUUUUGAACCAAUUGCACUUCAUGACGCUAACACAACUAAUCCCGGAUUUAAAAAGCCAGUUAUGAUGUUUGGACCAAGGCCUGGUUUCAAAAAGGUCGACAAAAAAGUACAAGAUGUGUUGGCAGGUAAAGCUGAUGAACAGAAAAGGAAAAGCAGUGAUCAAAGAUCUGCAGUGUCACACGAAACUGAUAAAGACAUUAAUGUUGCCAACAAGAAUGCAAAACAGGAGGAACCGAAAAAAGAACGCAAGCAAAUAAUGUCUAGUCUUUCACCUGCAGAGCAGCUAAAACAGAAUUCAAUUUGUUUGCCGUAUAAGGAGCCAGUUUGGGGAGGACUUUGUGAAACAGGAGAUUACAGAUUUGAAGUGUUGAAAAAUGGUACAAUAAUAGACGAUGUUGACUUGCAAGUAAAAUCCUUUUUUGUUUUUGGCCGACUUCCCAGUUGUGAUGUCACAAUGGAACAUCCUUCCUUAUCACGAUAUCAUGCUAUUGUGCAGUAUUGUGCAAAAAAGAACAGUCUUCAUGAAAUUGGCUGGUAUUUGUAUGACUUGGAUAGUACGCAUGGAACAUGGAUAAACAAGAACAAAGUAAAACCUCGCGAAUACUUCCGUGUCAGAGUUGGGCAUGUUCUGAAAUUUGGAGGCAGCAGCAGACUUUUCAUAUUACAGGGUCCUUCAGAAGACCAGGAUGAAGAGGCAGCGCUAUCGAUAACUGAGAUGAAAGAACAGAGAGAGAAACAGAAGAUGGAAGCUCAGGUUCUGAGACAAGCUGAGAUGGAGGAGAGAGAACGAAAGGAAACAAUCCUUAAACAGGAUACGUCUUGUUCUUGGGGAAUUGACAUGGAGGAAGCGCGGGAAGUUGACGCAGAGAAUCCAUUUGCAGUGGAAACUCCCGUAAAUGAAAACUUGUACCUUGAAGACCCUAAGAAAGCCCUGAGAGGUUAUUUUGAAAGAGAAGGAUUCGAUAUACCACAGUAUGAGUUCAUUGAAGCAGGCUUUGGGAAGCAACACUGCAAAGUGGAACUCCCAGUUGACUCUCCAACUGGGGAGCCCAUCUUUGCUGAGGCAGUUGUGAGUGGAAAGAAAAAGGAGGCUGUGGUACAGUGUGCUUUAGAGGCUUGCAGGAUCUUGGACAGAAUGGGAGAAUUAAGGAAGUCUACACAUGAGAGUCACAAAAAGAAGGCUAGGAAUUGGGCGGAUGACGAUUACUACGAUAGUGAUGAAGAUACGUUCCUGGAUCGUACGGGAACGAUAGAGAAGAAGAGAAUGGAGAGAAUGAAGAAAGCGGGCAAACAUGAGUCUGCCGUGGAGACGUAUGAAACUUUGGUAGAGAAAUUGAAUUCCAUUCAAGUAGAGAUCAUGUCUAUAGAACGCCAACUGGAAAAGGCCAGAAAAGAUGCCUUACAGCAAGAGUCUGAUGAGGCAGAUGACCUAGAUGCCUACAUGUCGUCCAUCAAGUCAGGUGCCAUGGACAAGAGCAUGAGGAUGAAGCUCAAAGCUCGUUUGUUUGAACUCAAACAGGAGGAACAGAAACUGACAAGGCUUGUCAAUGUCGCUAAGCCAGCAUCAUUGCCCCAGUUAGUCAAAUCAGAUGUAAAGAAAGUGCCACCAUCCUCUGGUUCAUCCACUGCUCCAACUGCCCAUAAACCUUUACCGAUGUUUGGCAAGAUGAAAGGACCCACUGGACCAGGCCCAAGGAAAGUAGGACCAGUUGGACCACCAAAGCUAGAAGUGUCGGCUGUACCAGAGAGUGACAGCGUCGUAGAAGAAGAUGAAGAAUCAGACCCAGAUGAAGAACCUAUCAAACAAGCAGACGAUGCCAAGAUGAAGAAAGAAUCUGACAAAGAAGCAGAAAACACCACAAUGAAAAAAGACAUAUCACCUGCCCCUGUCACUGAAAUGGAUUCCUCGCCAUCCAUGAAGAAAAGUAAAAUAUUGUAUUUAGGCAAGAAGCCAGAACUAAAGCCAUCCAAUGCAUUGAAAAGAACGUUGAUCCCAGGAAUGGAUAAGAAAAUUGAGAAGAAGAAAUCAAAACCUGCCGUCGAGUAUGACGAAUCUGACCCAGACUACGCUGUAUGGAUGCCACCAAAAGAUCAGAGCGGUGAUGGGAAGACAAGCUUGAAUGACAAGUAUGGAUAUUGAACGCAUCAAGAAGAGAGGAUGUGUUGGUCUUCCGUGAAGUGCUUGGCGCCUUCUUAGUGUUGUUCCUCUCAGAUAUCUCUGGAGAGGCCUGCAGAUGACCUGUUUCUCUAUUCCUUAAAGGGACAGUAUAGGCAGCAGCUAGGCAGGCAAGAUAAAGUUACACAAAGCCGCCAAUAGGGGUCUCUCACAUCUCACAGUAGGUCGAAAGGAUUCACGCUUAGUGCGAGGAAUAUAUUUUGUGCUGUGACUGACAUGACCAAGGGCCUUACUGUGUAUACUAGUCACUUGAAGAUGGCCAUAUUAGCUCCUCUCCUCCUGCCUAUAGUCCCCCUUUAAGACUGGAUGAGUAUAAAAACUGCACUUCAGCAUUGUGUAUAACUGCAUUUCUAUUUUCCUGAACCACCAGUAAAAUAUAAACGUUCUACCCCUUUAAUUACGUGUCUUCUUUUAUGUUUGGAGACAAAUCAUUGUGAGGUGUUAAAACAAAGUCACAAUGACAAUUUCAUGGAGCAACGUGGUCAGAAACAGACAUGAAAUGUAUGAGCACCCACACAUCGGGAUCAAUAAAUCAUAUUUUGCAAUGAGUGCAUAUUAAAAGAGCCAUUUGUUUCCUGUGUGAAUUAUUAAUGUUUACUGUUUGGGUCCCAUGGCGGUGCAUCGAUUGUAUAGGUCCUGAUUAUUAUUAUUGAUUCAGCAGGAUUAGGCUGCAGCUGAUCAUAAUAUGGUUUGACUCAUUUUAUGGCUCGAGUUAAUCUCCAAUUAAUUAACUUUUUCAGAGUUAAUAAUACUGCUUGCAAAUUGCAUUAGGGUAACAGUCAUUGGAUUAGGAAAUUAAAAAACACUCCAUCUCCAUGGUAACUUUCUGGUCAACACCUGUUAGACAUUUUGUAACCAGUUCAGAUUACCUUCCAUGUUGCACCAGAGUGAGUGCUUAUUGCUACAUUGAUGAAUUACUUAUUGAUUUGUCAUUGUCCUCCGCGAUGUUGUCCGAUGGAAUCAUGGCGCUCUGAACAAAUCAGAUGGGACAAGAAUCUGUCCCAACAUCACUGUCACAAAGUGUUCUUUUCUUUUGAGUAAAGUAGUGUUUUAUUUUGUCACCAGUUGCUAGGGUGAAUUGAUGGCCUGUAACAACUGUAUUUCUUAAACAAGAGGAAAUUCAUUUUGUUUGUCGGUGAAAUGUACAUUCACAUAUGAAAAAGUGUAUAACACUUUAUCAUGAUAAGCGAUAUUGAUCGGAAUAAAUUUUGUAGUGAAA